Danaus chrysippus (African queen) is the source of this 396-nucleotide messenger RNA. The record is from the annotation of a GenBank genome assembly. Lineage: Eukaryota; Metazoa; Arthropoda; Insecta; Lepidoptera; Nymphalidae.
AUGAGUCUUAGCUUUAGUGCCAUAUCUACAAAUUUAACGGAGUUCUGCCAUAAGGACAUAAGGGACAGAACGCUAAUGCUAUACUCAGGAUUUAUGUCUCUAUCCUUAAUCGUCGCUGCAUUAGUAUCAUGGGCGAUAUUGCCCUUGAAAAUAGAUAUUGUAUUUGUGGAGGGAUAUUUUGAAUUACAUGCAUGGAAUAUUUACUUAUACGUCUGUUCAAUAUGGAGUUUCAUGGCUACAAUUCUAUUCUAUAAACUGCCUGAGAGUCCCAAGUACUUGCUGUCGCAUAGUCAAGAAAAGGAAGCUUUGGAAGUAGUUCGAACAAUAUACUCCGAAAACACAGGAAAUGCAAAGGACACGUUCCCUGUACGAUCUACCUUUUAUUUUCUCUCUUAA